GUAGAACAAAAUUUACAUACCCGUCGACAAACACAACAACACAACUUCAUGAUUCAUUCUAAUGUAAUACAAACUCUCAAGACACAUCAAUCUCAUUAACCAUCAUUGCAGAGGAUCAGUAGUCAAUAUGUUUGCAGCUAGGGAUCAAGAGAAUCUGAUUCAUGGCCAUCAACAAGUCGCCGCCUCUAAGCCCCUCAAUCAAGGCACCAGAAGUUUGCAGCCAAAGACGCCGGGAAACAAAUUCCCAAAGACGCCAUUGAAGGUCCCAUUGAACGAUGAGAAUGCGCCAGGAGGAUUUGGGGGGAAGGGAUCUGUACUCGGUACAAAAGGCAAGGGUUUGGGUGGAAAAGAUGCGACCUUUAAUAAGAAUGCUUUUGUGACACCCGUUGGUCCUCGCAAUCGAGCUCCCCUUGGUAUGAAAACUACGAAUGCGAAAACUAAAGUAUUCCAAACUCCCGUAGGUCCCGCACCUGAGAAGGAUCUCGAAAAGACUGUGUCAAAACAAACGAGUGCUCGCAGACCCAAGCAUAAGGUUUCGGAGAAGGUUAAGAUCGAUGUGCAUGGAGAUGAAAGCCCUCUAAAUGAUGUUGAAGUCGAAUACAUGCCACCAAGAUCCAAGGAUCUACCUUAUGAUUCAGAUACCUUCCCUACUGGUUGUCUCAAUUACGAUAUGCUUAAACCCGAAAACCUCACCAAAGGAGCGCUCAGCGAAUUCUACAACACCAAUGAUAAGAGUGGAAGAUCGAAACUCGAGCGAGAUCUAGAGAUAUCUUCAGUCGAGCGAGCGAAGAAGACGGAUGCUCAAAUAUUGGCUUCAAUGGAGGAGGACUGGACUGUUGGUGAUGUCCCCGAAACAUUCAGAAGUUUCAAGACGAAAGGACCAUCAAAACAGACUAAGGCUACAGUCCCCAAAGAGCAGAAACCAAAGGCUCCAAUCUCAAGUAGGGGUCCUACAGCAAUUGCAUCUCGUCGAGCAGCAUCCGCUUUAUCAACUCUUCCAAGAUCGGCAAUGGAACCUUACAAAAGACCAUCAACAGCAAUUCCAAGACCAACUUCAUCACUUUUGAGAGGUAGAAAGACUCCAACUUUUGCUCCUGUCACAAAUAGCACUAUGCGUGCUACGGCUGCCACAGCCGCAUCUAGAAGUACCAUUGGUUAUACUAAAGGUAGAUCGGCUUCUAACGUUCUUCAAAAGAAAGAUGCUCCAACUCUUACCCUGAAGAGAACAAAUACUUUACCUCGCUCAACCAGCAAUCUUUCUCAUGACUCAGAUAGUACCAUUACCCCCGCCCGUUUUGCUCAGAAAGAGAAUUUGUCGAAUCCAGAGUACAAGAAAUUGGAUUUCUUAAGUGCUUUUGAGGUUGAUGAUGAGGAAUUGGAACCAGCUUUGAAAUGUGGUUUGCCGGAGUGUUUGAUAAAAUUUGAUGAGGAUGAAGAGGAUUUCGUUUUGACAAUUGGAGAUACGGAAUAGGGGUUUUUUCAUUUGUAUCAAAAAGAUCGGUUUUGGUUUUGGUUGUAUUAUGAUGACUAUGGUGUUAUGAAGGGUGUGAAAAUGGAGUAUGGAUGGACAAGAUACCAUGACUUGUGUACCUCUACUUAAGUGUUGCAUGGUAUACAAUAUUUCUCUCUUAUGUUAUUUGGUGCGAUGCGGUGCAAUUACUAUGUUUGUAUGAUAUGAUACAUUGGGAAAGUUAUUCUUUAAGCUAUUAGUUAGAGAGUAGUAAUUAGGACUAGCAUAUGUCUUUUCAAACA
Botrytis cinerea B05.10 is the source of this 1752-nucleotide messenger RNA. RefSeq lists its product as hypothetical. NCBI's taxonomy places the organism in Eukaryota, Fungi, Ascomycota, Leotiomycetes, Helotiales, Sclerotiniaceae. The transcript has 2 exons. The record is from RefSeq and is a predicted model, not a curated record. Bases 128 to 1471 code for a protein of 447 amino acids.